GUGAGGCGCCACCGAAGGGGCGGGGCUAGGCUCCGGGGCGCCGCUCCCUCCCUCCGGCCAUGGCCACUGUGGAUACCGAGUUUUGUAGGUGACGUGAUCUCCUGUGGUUCUUUCAGUCCUGCCCUGCUCUGCCUCCUCUUCUCAGAUACUCCUGAUGGCUGAUAUCCUCUCAGGAUCCCCAGCUCACAAGUGAGGAGAGUGCUCUGCUCUGCUUGCCUAGGCCCAUUAUUUUUAACACUUAAGCUGCUUCAGAGAGCAGUGCAGAGUAAGGCCGAGACUAGGAAAGACGUCUGCAUGAAGACUGAGCUGCUGAAAGAUAUUACCAACAGUAAAGAGGAAGGAUUUAAUGCCAUGGCUGCAGAUGAAAGUGCUACAGAAAAGCAAGUAGGGGAACCAAAAAUGACGGCGGAUGGUGAAACCAAUGGCUCCUGUGAGCGCAACGAAGCUGGUAGCCACCCAAACCCAACUAAAAACACUCAGGACAAUACAAAAGUGAGCCAGCAGGACUCCAGUACUAAAUUAAAUAGGAUAGCGGAGAAUGGCAUUUCGGAGCGAGACAGUGAGACCGGGAAGCAGAACCACAUGAAAGCUAAUGACUUCACGCAGACUUCUGUAACAGGGAGCAAUGGAUAUAUUUUAACUAAGCAGAUGGCGCAGGAGCAGCCCCUAAGGACUACAGGCACCUUUGCUUCUCUCACUGGCCAUGCUGCGAAAACCCUCCCAGGAGGAGCAAGCAAAGGGAGAACUCUGAGCGCCUUUUCUCAGAUGCAAGCCACCCCGCCAGCCAAGCUCGGGGAGGGGAGUAAGGACAUGGAUGCUAAAAAAGCCACCGCCACGAACGCUGAAGUCAAGGUCCACAGAGCACGGAAGACAAUGCCUAAACCCACACUUAGCCUGCAUGCAAGUAAAGACCCCAAAGAAGCGAGAGACACCAGAGAUCAAAAAGAAUCCAAGGAGGAAGGCAACAAAAACGUCUUGGAGUUUGGCAAGCCCCCACCGUUGCCCCCUUUCCCAGGCCUUCAUCAGUCACUACCUCAGAACCAGAGCUAUGUGGCCACCACAAAAUCUCAGACAGCUGCUGCAGUAUCUCGGAAGAAAAAGCGGAGAAUGGGAACCUAUAGCCUGGUUCCCAAGAAAAAGACCAAAGUGUUAAAACAGAGAACGAUGAUUGAGAUGUUUAAGAGCAUAACUCAUUCCACUGCGGGUGCCAAGGGUGAAAAGGACCUAAUUGACAUCAGCCCUCACAUGAAUGGGGAGAGCAUAGAGGUGGACUCCGAAGAGGAAGACUCUGACGACCUGGAAGAGGAAGACGAACAUGGAGCUGAACAGUCCGCUGCAUUUCCCGCAGAGGACAACAGGACCUCGAAGGAGGUCUCAUCUGAUGCUGACAAUGCCAGAAAGAUGGAAGAUGGUGAAUCUGAGGAGGAACAAGAGUCUGGAGAAUCUGGUGAGGAGGAGGAAGAUGGAGAUGAAUCUGACUUGAGCUCCGAGUCCAGCAUCAAGAAGAAACUGCUGAAGAGGAAAGGAAAGACGGACAGCCCGUGGCUGAAACCCACCCGGAAGAGGAGGAGGAGGAAUAAAAAGAAACAAGCCAGUGUGUUAGGUACUGAAGCGUAUAAACCACCUUUGGGAGGCAGAGAGGGAGCUGGGCAGGAGAAUAGUAUGGAAUACAUGGAAGUGUCUCUUGAUUCUUUGGAUCUCCGAGUAAAGGGAAUUCUAUCUUCACAAUCAGAAGGUCUCUCUAAUGGCCCUGAAGCAAUGGAAAUGGAUGGUCUUCAGGAAGUGCCUCUCUGUAGCUGUCGAAUGGAAACCCCCAGAAGCCGAGAGAUUACCACGUUAGCCAACAACCAGUGCAUGGCAACGGAGAGCGUGGACAAUGAGCUGGGCCGAUGCACAAACAGCGUGGUGAAAUAUGAGCUGAUGCGCCCGUCGAACAAGGUCCAGCUCUUGGUGCUGUGCGAGGACCACAGAGGGAGAAUGGUGAAACACCAGUGCUGCCCUGGCUGCGGGUACUUCUGCACUGCAGGCACUUUCAUGGAGUGUCAGCCUGAAAGCAGCAUUUCCCACCGUUUCCACAAGAACUGUGCCUCCCAGGUUAAUGACACGAGCUACUGCCCGCACUGCGGGGAAGAGGCCUCGAAGGCGAAGGAGGUGACGAUAGCAAAAGCAGACACGACCUCCACAGUGUUGCUGACCUACGAGCAGGAGAAGCCAGUGGCUCUGGAGGGAAGGGCAGACACCACCACAGGGAGUGGCAUUGGAACACAGUUGUCUGAGGAAGACAAGCCAGAGAGUUUGGCUACCGAGGGGUUUGAUUUGGCUGGGUCUUCUGUUUUUGUGAAGCCUGCCACUGGCCUGCCUCAGGGACCAGUUAAAGAAACCUUGGAAAGCGCUUUGAUUGCCCUGGAUUCAGAAAAACCCAAGAAGUUACGGUUCCACCCGAAGCAGCUGUACUUCUCUGCCAGGCAAGGGGAACUUCAGAAGGUCCUGCUUAUGUUGGUGGACGGGAUUGAUCCCAACUUCAAAAUGGAGCACCAGAAUAAGAGAACCCCUCUUCACGCUGCUGCAGAAUCCGGGCACGUGGACAUCUGCCACAUGCUGAUUCAGGCUGGUGCUAACAUAGACACCUGCUCGGAGGACCAGAGGACCCCGCUGAUGGAGGCAGCAGAGAAUAACCAUCUGGAUGCUGUGAAGUACCUUAUCAAGGCUGGAGCAUUGGUAGAUCCCAAGAGAGACAGAAAUGCUAGCUGCUGCUUCUCUGCCCUCCCCUCGCUGAGAGAGAGGGAUUGUCAAGCAAGAAAGGGGCAACUAAUGACCAAGGGCAUUCCUGGGUCCCCCUGCGAACUGCUGCUGUUCCUGUCAGAGGGACAUCCUGGUCCCAUUGAAGAUGCUGAGGGCUCCACGUGUCUGCACUUGGCUGCCAAGAAAGGGCAUUACGACGUAGUUCAGUACCUUCUCUCCAACGGGCAGAUGGACGUCAACUGCCAGGACGACGGAGGCUGGACGCCCAUGAUCUGGGCCACCGAAUACAAGCACGUUGAACUGGUGAAGCUAUUGCUGUCCAAGGGGUCGGACAUUAAUAUUCGAGACAACGAGGAGAAUAUUUGUUUGCACUGGGCAGCUUUUUCUGGCUGUGUUGACAUAGCGGAGAUAUUGCUGGCUGCUAAGUGCGAUUUACAUGCAGUAAAUAUUCAUGGAGACUCGCCACUGCACAUCGCAGCCAGAGAGAACCGCUAUGAGUGUGUUGUCCUCUUUCUGUCCCGUGGCUCGGAUGUCAGCUUGAAGAACAAGGAAGGUGAGACUCCACUCCAGUGCUCAAGUCUCAACUCUCAGGUCUGGGUGGCUCUGCAGAUGAACAAGACAAUCCGAGAAUCGUCUUCUGACAAACCUGCCCAGAUAGAGAAGACGGUGAGCAGAGACAUUGCCCGGGGUUACGAGCAGAUCCCAAUUCCAUGCAUCAAUUCAGUGGACAGCGAGCCUUGCCCCACCAACUACAAAUACGUUUCUCAGAACUGUGUGACCUCCCCAAUGAACAUCGAUAGAAACAUCACUCAUUUGCAGUACUGUGUGUGCAUAGAUGACUGCUCCUCCAGCAACUGCAUGUGUGGCCAACUCAGUAUGCGCUGCUGGUAUGACAAGGAUGGCCGACUCCUGCCUGAAUUCAACAUGUCUGAGCCACCGCUGAUCUUUGAGUGUAACCACGCUUGCUCGUGUUGGCGAAACUGCCGGAAUCGGGUAGUGCAGAAUGGGCUCAGGGUUCGAUUGCAGCUUUAUCGAACGCAAAAGAUGGGCUGGGGCGUGCGGUCGAUGCAAGACAUCCCCUUGGGAACGUUCGUGUGCGAGUACGUUGGAGAGCUGAUUUCCGAUUCAGAGGCCGACGUACGUGAAGAGGACUCCUAUCUCUUUGACCUUGACAACAAGGAUGGAGAGGUGUACUGCAUAGAUGCUCGUUUCUAUGGCAACAUCAGCCGCUUUAUAAACCAUCUCUGUGAGCCAAACCUCACCCCUGUGCGAGUGUUCAUGUCGCACCAGGACCUGCGCUUUCCCAGGAUUGCCUUCUUCAGCACCAGGCAGAUCGAAGCCGGCGAGGAAAUCGGCUUUGACUACGGGGACCGAUUCUGGGACAUCAAAGGCAAAUACUUCAGCUGUCAGUGCGGUUCACCCAAGUGCAAACACUCGAGCACAGCCCUGGCCCAGCGGCAAGCGAGCACGUCCUCCCAGGACGCCCAGGAGAAUGGACUCCCCGACACCAGCUCUGCCAUGGCAGCCGGCCCCUUCUGAGGACUCGCUCCCGGGAGCCUGAACUCUUUUAACGCGAUAGAUUCACAUACUGUUUGAAAUUUCCAUGGAAAGAGAAAACACACUCAAGGAAAGCCAAGGGGUUCGUGACAUCUAGGGAUGUGCCACCGACUGUUACUUGAGGAAUAAGUGAAAGCAAAUCCGGACUCCAUGUUGUAGUGUUCCUCCCUCUCCACCCCUGGAAAGCUGCUGGUUUUACAGUGAGUGCAAAGGGAUGGCUGUCGCAGUUUUUCCAUGCAAGAUGUCCUAGCAUCCAUCUCUUCGUGUGCUAAGUGUUGUCAGAGCCAAGGGAAGAGUUUACCCCUCCUCUUCAGAACGCUGUUAUUAAUUGCCAAGUCAUCUCCAGUUCUCUUACAAUAAACUUUGAAUACUUGAUGGAACUUACUUUUUAAAGGGGGGGGGGGGGGCGGUUCUGACAUUGGUUUACUUGACGCAGCUUUGUGGGGCAGGUCUUUUAAACCACGAAUUUCUCCCUCACCUGGCAGGACAUUACAGCGUGGUCUUUCCUGGCCCCGUGGCUGGGAGCGAGAGGUUAUUUGCUUCUAACAGACGCCCGUCGGUUACCAAAUCCGCCGAUCUAUUAUUUUUUUUCUAAAGAAAAAUGGAAAAGAAUCCCUUUUUCCUUCAUACCCCCCAUCCCUGUCUCUGUUCCAAGCCUGCCAGAGAUUCUCUCCCCACCACCCCUGCUCCAUACCAAGCUUUCUCCGUUAAAAACCAGCUCUCACCUCUGCCCCUUGGGCAUGUUACUGUCUCAGUGUUGGUUUCAUCAGUGGAAGGAUUUGCCUCUCCUGCUGCGUUCGCAAUCUUAGAGGGGGACGGGGAUUGUACAAGACACUAACUUCUGAAAGAAUCAGUUGCUUUUUUAAAACAAAACCAAGUUAUCCGUAUACUAUAAAGAACCUUUGACUGGCUUCAGGCUGGGCAAGCAUCAUAUAGGACACAUCCCAGCGAGAGGAGAUACCGUUGCCACCAGCUCAUCCCCUCCCUUUUCUCAACUCUGGGCACCUCCGAUUUAAUUUUUAAGCCACACACUAUGAAGUUGAAAUGAACUGAUUUAUUUUUUACCAUUAUUAAAACAUUCGGGACAAAGCAUUAAAAAAAAAACAACAAAAAAACCACACACACACACAACAACAACAACAAAAAGAAACCACAAAACAAAAACGG
Molecule: messenger RNA, 5466 nt
Organism: Trachemys scripta elegans
Lineage: Eukaryota; Metazoa; Chordata; Testudines; Emydidae
Gene: EHMT1
Product: euchromatic histone lysine methyltransferase 1
Exons: 29
Coding region: 295-4281 (1328 amino acids)
Cellular component (GO): nucleus
Molecular function (GO): histone H3K9 methyltransferase activity; zinc ion binding; p53 binding
Source: RefSeq, a predicted model, not a curated record